AUGGAAAUCCACCAGCGUCCUCACACCUCCCCUCCUCCCUCCCUACAACAAACCUCCCCAUGUCCCUCUCCUUCCCCCCCCCUCCCAGCAGGCACGGCAGGGGAGCAGGGGGCGGAGGAGGAGUGGCGGAGGGAGAGGGUGCGCGAGAUGGCGGUGAUGGCGGACCUCCGAGGGGACGCCCCUGCCACCACCAUCCCCCUCACCAUCCAGGCACGUGGAUCUGGCAUGAAUGGUGGUAUGUAUGUUGGGGCACGUGGCACACUGCAUGACCCACGCAAGUACUUUGAUGCCGCCACGCAGAGGGACACAGCGCACACACAGCAGCAAGCGGGCCAGGCAGCUGCGCCAGAUGCAAUGGACCUGGACGGCCCUGCACCCGCCGCUGACUCAGCGCUAGCUGGCACACGCACCACACUGGCAGCCUCGCUGGCAGCGUUUCGGAGUGAGCUGGCAGCGGGGGGGAGCGGAGGCAGCAGCAGGGAGCACGGAAAACGAGGUGGGGGAGGCAAGGGAGGUGCAGCGGCAGUGAUGGCGCCUGCUGCUGCUGCUCAGGAGGUGGAGGAGUUUGGGCGGCAGGUGGCGGUGGCGAGGCGGGGAGUGGGGGAGGCGGCGGAGCAGUCGCUGCUGAAGCAGCUGCCCGACGCCCUGCGCACCUCCCUGCUCGCGCACGGAGAGGCAGUGAAGGAGCUGCUCUCACACUUCUGGGCCACCUACCCCCUCACCAGCGCUGCCCUGCUCGCCAAGGUACGCACAGAACCCCUCCCCACCCCACCGCACCAACCCUUGUGCCCGCCUCAUCCCGUCGUCCAUGCUGCUCCCUCUGCCUCCUUUCACCUCAUCGCGUCACCUCCCAUGCGCCUCACCUGUCAUGCACCCCACCUCCCCUCUCCCACCCACCAUGGUGGCCAGGCGGAGCGGCACAAGGAGGGCAUCAGCAAGCUGUACGACCGCCUGCAGGUCACCCACGCCCUCCCUCUCUGCUUCUGUUGCUGCUUUCCCCUCUUCCCUCUGUUGCUCUGCUGCUUCUUCUUGCCCCCUCUUCUUCCCCUUUCCUCGUCACCCAACACCCAUCAACGCUUUUCUGUGUUCCCCCUCAUCUUCUCCCACCCUCCGAGUGCAGAAACUGAAGGAUGGAGCAGAUGGGGCCAACCGCCACCUGCUUUCACAGCUGCUACAGCCCUUCUUCCAGGUGCACUUGCUGCUACAGCCCUUCUUCCAGGUGCACUUGGUGCUACAGCCCUUCUUCCAGGUGCACUUGCUGCUACAGCCCUUCUUCCAGGUGCACUUGCUGCUACAUCCCUUCUUCCAGGUGCACUUGCUGCUACAGCCCUUCUUCCAGGUGCACUUGCUGCUACAGCCCUUCUUCCAGGUGCACUUGCUGCUACAGCCCUUCUUCCAGGUGCACUUGCUGCUACAGCCAUUCUUCCAGGUGCACUUGCUGCUACAGCCCUUCUUCCAGGUGCACUUGCUGCUACAGCCAUUCUUCCAGGUGCACUUGCUGCUACAGCCCUUCUUCCAGGUGCACUUGCUGCUACAGCCCUUCUUCCAGGUGCACUUGCUGCUACAGCCCUUCUUCCAGGUGCACUUGCUGCUACAGCCCUUCUUCCAGGUGCACUUGCUGCUACAGCCCUUCUUCCAGGUGCACUUGCUGCUACAGCCCUUCUUCCAGGUGCACUUGCUGCUACAGCCCUUCUUCCAGGUGCACUUGCUGCUACAGCCCUUCUUCCAGGUGCACUUGCUGCUACAGCCCUUCUUCCAGGUGCACUUGCUGCUACAGCCCUUCUUCCAGGUGCACUUGCUGCUGCAGCCCUUCUUCCAGAGCGAGCAGCAUUGGCGCACUUGGAAGGUCAGGCGGGCAGACGGAGCACGUGUGUGGCAAGAGGAGAGGCACUUUUUAUACAACAUAGCGCUGUGGACACUGGGUUGCAGGGGAGAGGCACCACUCGAGCUGCCUGCGUGCUCUGCACACCUCGCACCUCACUCCUCUUCCCUCUCCCCUUCAUCCCUUUCCCUCCCUUCCCUCCCACCACGACCGCCUCGCCCUGUGGGUGGCCCCACCCCAUCCCACCCCACGGUGGGCACCAGAGUCUGGAUGCAGCGUUGGCGCACUUUGAGGCCGACAAUGCCAGGCGCCAGCAGAGGCGGCAGCGCGUGGGGGCUGCAGCAGGCCGGGCGCCCAUGGCAGUGGGGCAGAGAUAG
Messenger RNA from Closterium sp. NIES-65, 2199 nucleotides. Lineage: Eukaryota; Viridiplantae; Streptophyta; Zygnematophyceae; Desmidiales; Closteriaceae. The record is from the annotation of a GenBank genome assembly.